AUGCCUCCAAAGUCCACCAACGCUCGCGGGCGACCCGCUGCCUCCUCGCGCCGCACCGCCGGUCCCACCGACAGUUCCUCUGCCACACCCACUUCAGGCCCUUCAAACACAACCACAAACCCGAACAAUCCCCCAAUAAGCCCCAGUCUCAGUGAACCGCGUUCUCGAAAUGCACCUUCAGCCAGCGCCACACCAACAACCCGCGGCGGCGUCCAACGCCUCCAAUCGCUCAAGAAGCGUGCACCAACCGGCUCCCUCGUUCCCCUAAAUCCGGACGGCACGGCACCCAAGCCGACACUGCGCUAUCAGCCACGUGGCGGUGGCGAGGAAGUGAACGAAUAUAAACACUAUUUCUCAGUGGCUCUCAUGAAUUUGGCUAGGAGUGGGGAUUUGUGGAGAGUGAGGGCGAUGGGGAGUACAAUUUGGCUUGUGAGGGGAGGGGUGAUUUCUGGUGGAGAUGGCUCGGGACUGUUAGGAUCGGGCAUCUCGACGUGGGGUCGUGGAGGGGGUAGAAUGAAGUUUGGCAAUGGCGGUCGAUCGGGAGCCGAGAGGGCACAUGGGCUUGUCACAGCUAAGAGUGAGGAGGGUGGAAAGGGAGAAAGUAGAGAUGUUUCGUCAGAUGAGGAGAGCGGUGGGGGGCCGAGGUUUAGCAUUGAGCAGAUUAAUAUUAUCAGUGAUGAAGAGGAGGAAGCGGGGUGGGAAGAUAAUGUGGAGCUAGAGGAGGGGAAGAGGAAAAUGCCGGCCAAGGGGUCUCUGUCUGGGGGACUGGGGAGAGGGUUGAGGCCUAUUCGGGUUGAGAGACAGGAACACCAGGAGAGGUCUGUUGGUGUUAACACGGAUUCGAGCUUGCAUAAGUCAGCGGAGCUGAGGAGGCAGGCAAAGGCAAAGGAGAAGCAUGGAGGGGAUGAGAGCUUGUUUGUGCAGGAUAGUGAGGAUGAAGACGCAGAGAGUGUAAUUGAGAGUGAAGAGGAAGUUGAAAUUACUUCGGAGAACGCUCUUGGCCGUGCAGCGCAGAGCGAAGUGCGAAUUAAACAGGAGCCUACGGAGGAUGGGGAUGUGCUUAUGGUCGACACUCUACCGCAAGCCACGGGCGACAGCGCUUUAACACCCGCUCCCCCAAAACCAAAAACAAAGAAGAAGGAAAAGAAGAAGAAGAAGAAGAAGAAGAAGAGGGUCGCUAUCCAGGAUCCGAGAAGCAAACUGCAGACGGAAGAAGAACGGCAAGAGUGGGACCUUCACGAGCAGGAUAUAGAACAUAUCAAGCAGACGUUGGGAACAAUAACCACCCACGAUAAACCGGCGGAAGGAGAGGAAGCAGCUGGCCGGGAAGAUGAGGAUAAAGCUCUUGAGGCUCCGAAGGAUGAGCGCUCUGGGCGGCUUUUCCUCAUCCAAUUUCCGCCCAUGACACCCAAUCUUAUUGCGCAAACACCAGCUGCAGAUGCGAUGGACCAAGAUGUAGUUGAAACCGGUGCACAAACAACUACCACCCAGAAUCCAGCCAUACCCUCGAUUAAAAAAGAAGACACAGACAACCUCGCCAUCCUUAAACCUACCUCGGUUAUCAACAACAAUACCAACGGCGUUUCCCAAUUUAUUACAGCGGUCAACUCCUCCCUCCCACCCGGCCGGGUGGGCAAGCUAAACAUCCACCAGUCCGGGAGGGCAACAAUAGACUGGGGCGGGAUCAGCUUUGAUCUGACGAAGGGGAGUGACGUGGAUUUCCUUCAGGAUGCGAUUGUGGCGUCGGAGGGGAAUCCCAAGGUGUCUGGGGAGGAUGAUGGGACUUCUUUGGAGGAGCCAAGGGAGACGCUGGUAUGGGCGAUGUCGCAAGUUACCGGGAAAUUUGUGGUGACGCCAGAUUGGGAGGUGUUGCUUGGGCUUUGA
Messenger RNA from Paracoccidioides brasiliensis Pb18, 1884 nucleotides. RefSeq lists its product as uncharacterized. Gene Ontology annotation, biological process: transcription by RNA polymerase III. The transcript is spliced from 2 exons. Gene Ontology annotation, molecular function: DNA binding. Bases 1 to 1884 code for a protein of 627 amino acids. The record is from RefSeq and is a predicted model, not a curated record. Gene Ontology annotation, cellular component: RNA polymerase III complex.